AUGGGGAAUAACAACGCGGGGUGCACAUUCUGCACCGGCGCGGAAGGCAACGCCGUUGAGGUUCAGGGCAAGUUCCCAAGUGACGGCAAGCUCGAGAAGCGCGGCCCACACCAGUUUGAAAAUGGGGCUACCUACACUGGUGAGUGGAUGGGCAACUCCCGCCAUGGUCAAGGAGAGCAGGUUUGGCCUGAUGGUGCCAAGUACACAGGAAGCUGGGAAAAUGACAAAGCACAUGGCAAGGGACGCUUCGAGCACGUUGAUGGAGAUGUGUAUGAGGGCGAGUGGAAGUCUGACAAAGCUCAUGGGUAUGGAGUGUACCACCAUGCCGACGGUUCCCGCUAUGAGGGCAACUGGGCUGAUGACAAGCAACACGGGAAUGGCAAGGAAAUCUGGCCUGACGGUGCAAAGUAUGUGGGCGAGUACGAGGCAGGGAGGAAGAGCGGCAAAGGACACUUUUCUUGGUCGGAUGGCUCCAAGUACGAGGGAGAAUUCGUUGACAACGACAUCAACGGUGUUGGGGUGUACCAGUGGGGUGAUGGCAGAAAGUUCGAAGGGCAGUGGGUGAAGAACAGAAUGCAUGGUCAUGGGCACUUCACCUGGGUUGAUGGCCGCUCAUACGAAGGGGAGUACAAAAACGACCAGAAGGAUGGGGAGGGAACGUUCAACUGGCCUGAUGGACGAAAGUACAAAGGUCAGUGGAAGGAAGGCAAACAGCACGGUGUUGGAACUUACGUUACUGCAUCCGGUGAGGAGCGCAAAGGUGAGUGGCAAGACGGCCGCCGUGUUCGAUGGCUGGAUACCGAGGCAAAUGCAGCCUAA
Symbiodinium pilosum is the source of this 819-nucleotide messenger RNA. The record is from the annotation of a GenBank genome assembly. Lineage: Eukaryota; Dinophyceae; Suessiales; Symbiodiniaceae.